AUAAAUAUGGAUGAUGAUGAGCAGAAGGGUUACACCUGGGAAGCAGGAUAUGCAGAAGGCCUGAACAUCAAUGAUGUCCUUGUGGAAGAUGAAGGUGGAUCUAUCGAAAAAUCAAUUGCCAAAUACGUGGCUGAUAGCAAACGAAAAGCCCGAUUGACGAAGAGACCGGAACGGAUUCGCCUCGGAAUUAUGCGCCACGUCAUGAUUGUCAUCGAUUGCUCACGAUUCAUGACGAGCAAGGCAAUGCCUCCAUCGAGAUUUGUAGUUGUUAUGAAGGCUCUACAAACCUUCCUGGACAGAUUCUUCGAGCAAAAUCCAAUUGCUCAGAUUGGAUUGAUCACUUGUAAAGAUCGUAAAGCAGAUCGGUUGACAAUGAUGACAGGAAAUAUUCGUGUGCUAAAAGAAUCGCUGAACACACUAACUGAAGCUUUCUGUGGUGGCGAUUUUUCUCUUCAAAACGCUCUUCAAUUAGCUUGUGCCAACCUGAAAGGAAUGCCGGGUCAUGUAUCACGAGAAGUUGUUCUCGUUAUAUCAGCACUUUCAACAAUUGAUCCUGGAAAUAUUUACAGCACUAUUGAGACAAUGAAGCGAAUGAAUAUUCGUUGUUCUGCUAUUGGACUGUCUGCUGAAAUGUUCGUUUGCAAGGAAAUGGCUAAAGCAACGAAAGGAGAAUAUUCCGUAGCUCUUGACCCUGACCAUCUGCAACUUUUAUUCUCAAAGCAUACACUCCCACCGUCCUCAGCAAAAUCGAGUGAAUGCAACGCAAUUCAUGUUGGAUUUCCACACCACGAGCUGAUUACAACAAGAUCGUUUUGUGUUUGUCAUCCUGACACGAAGCCAAUCUCAUCUCGUGGAUUCAUUUGUACACAGUGCGGAGCACGUCACUGCUCGAUUCCAGCUGAAUGCCCGGUUUGCAAACUUACACUUGUCGCAGCUCCACAGCUUGCUCGAGCGUUUCGACAUCUUCAGCCGCUGUCAGCUUUUGAGCAAAUUGAAGUGACACGAGGAUUCUGCUACGCAUGUGAAACUCGUCUAUCUGGUGAAGGUUUUCGCUGUGGUAGUUGCCAGCUUGUGUUUUGUCUCGAUUGUGAUACUCUUCUUCACGAGUCUCUACACGUAUGCCCCGGAUGCAACUGAUAUCUCUUUUUUUAAAUUACUCACGUUCUCUCACUUUUCGGACGGGUUUUAUUUCAUCUUUUUUAUAAAAAUUCUAAAAUAAAUCGAUCGGCUCCGU
This is a messenger RNA of Caenorhabditis elegans, 1234 nucleotides long. RefSeq names its product General transcription factor IIH subunit 2 (gene gtf-2H2C). NCBI's taxonomy places the organism in Eukaryota, Metazoa, Nematoda, Chromadorea, Rhabditida, Rhabditidae. The coding region runs from base 7 to 1137 and encodes 376 amino acids. Gene Ontology annotation, cellular component: nucleus; transcription factor TFIIH core complex. Gene Ontology annotation, biological process: DNA repair; DNA-templated transcription; nucleotide-excision repair. The transcript has 10 exons. Gene Ontology annotation, molecular function: zinc ion binding. The record is from RefSeq and is marked reviewed.